GUGCAGUUUGAUCUGUGGGACUCAGAUGACGUCCCCGUGCCCCGGAAGGAGUUGCUCCAGAAGGUCAAAGGUGUCGAUGCGCUGGUCUGCGUGCUCACGGAGAAGAUCGAUGCCGAGCUAUUGGACGCUGCAGGUCCUAACCUUAAGGUCCUGAGCACCAUGUCAGUGGGUUUUGACCACCUCUCCCUGGAGGAACUAAAGAAAAGGGGGAUCCGUGUGGGUUACACCCCAGAUGUGUUAACGGAUUCUGUAGCUGAAUUGACUGUCGCUCUGCUGCUGACCACCUCCAGGAGACUGAUAGAGGCUACGCAUGAAGCCAAGAGUGGUGGCUGGGGAACAUGGAGGACUCUGUGGCUGUGUGGAUAUGAGCUGGCUAACAGCACCGUGGGAAUCCUGGGACUGGGCAGGAUCGGAGUGGCUAUCGCUGAGCGUCUGAAGCCGUUCAAGGUUAAGAAGUUCAUCUACACGGACGUGGCUCCCCGACCAGAGCUGGCCAGUUUGAUCGACGCAGAAUAUGUCUCUAUGGAUGAGCUGGCCAGUCAGUCUGACUUCCUGACUGUGUGUUGUGCUCUGACACCAGAGACUAAAGACAUCUGUAACAAGGACCUGUUCUCCAAAAUGAAGAAUACCUCCAUCUUCAUCAACACCAGCAGAGGAGGGGUGGUAGACCAGGAGGAUCUGUAUGAAGCCCUGUCCAGCGGUCAGAUAGCUGGAGCUGGACUCGACGUCACCGUCCCUGAACCCCUGCCCACCAGCCACCCGCUCUUCACCCUUAACAACUGUGUGAUCCUCCCCCACAUUGCCAGUGCGUCCUACUCCACGCGUAAUGCCAUGUCUGCUCUGGCAGCCAACAACCUGCUACUGGGCCUGAAGGGACAGCCAAUGAUCAAAGAGCUCAAGCUGUAGCUGCCAAUCAUCUGCUUUCAGAAACACCAGAGAACCAAUCACCUGCUUUCAGGAAACACCAGAGAAGAACCAAUCACCUGCUUUCAGAAACACCAGAGAACCAAUCACCUGCUUUCAGAAACACCAGAGAACCAAUCACCUGCUUUCAGAAACACCAGAGAACCAAUCACCUGCUUUCGGAAACACCAGAGAAGAACCAAUCACCUGCUUUCGGAAACACCAGAGAAGAACCAAUCACCUGCUUUCGGGAAACACCAGAGAAGAACCAAUCACCUGCUUUCGGGAAACACCAGAGAAGAACCAAUCACCUGCUUUCAGGAAACACCAGAGAAGAACCAAUCACCUGCUUUCGGGAAACACCAGAGAAGAACCAAUGAUUGAAGAGCUCUUACCAGAACUGUAAAUGAUAUAGUUGACUCUGGUCACGAGAUGAGUAGAUUAUAGAGAAUAGUGGUGCUGUUGUCAUCCACCAUUUUCACUCGACACGGUACAUACCGUAGCACUCAGCACUUCCUCGUGGGAGAUGAUUUUUUUUAUGAUUUUGUUUCAUAAUGAUAAUAAUGACGAAGGACAACAAUAAACAUGGAACUUUCCCCAUCUUUUAAUUCAGUCUGUGAUGACUGGAACGACAUGUCCCUCCGUGAAUUUAUGAGUGUCUCCUCAAACAAACAAACACGUUUACAUUUCAUCUGCUCUCUGGGGGAACGUCUCAAAUGGCACCCUAUUCCCUAUAUAGUACACUACUAGUGACCAGAGCCCUAUUCCCUAUAUAGUGCACUACUAGUGACCAGAGCCCUAUUCCCUAUAUAGUGGUACUACUAUAGACCAGAGCCCUAUUCCCUAUAUAGUACACUACUAUAGACCAGAGCCCUAUUCCCUAUAUAGUGCACUACUAUAGACCAGAGCCCUAUUCCCUAUAUAGUGCACUACUAGUGACCAGAGCCCUAUUCCCUAUAUAGUGGUACUACUAUAGACCAGAGCCCUAUUCCCUAUAUAGUGGUACUACUAUAGACCAGAGCCCUAUUCCCUAUAUAGUGGUACUACUAUAGACCAGAGCCCUAUUCCCUAUAUAGUGCACUACUAGUGACCAGAUCCCUAUUCCCUAUAUAGUGUACUACUAUAGACCAGAGCCCUAUUCCCUAUAUAGUGAACUACUAUAGACCAGAGCCCUAUUCCCUAUAUAGUGGUACUACUAUAGACCAGAGCCCUAUUCCCUAUAUAGUGGUACUACUAUAGACCAGAGCCCUAUUCCCUAUAUAGUGGUACUACUAUAGACCAGAGCCCUAUAUAGUGGUACUACUAUAGACCAGAGCCCUAUUCCCUAUAUAGUGGUACUACUAUAGACCAGAGCCCUAUUCCCUAUAUAGUACACUACUAUAGACCAGGGCCCUAUUCCCUAUAUAGUGCACUACUUUAGACCAGAGUUUCAAUGGCUUUGAUCAGAAGUAGUGCACUACUUUAGACCAGAGUUUCAAUGGCUUUGAUCAGAAGUAGUGCACUACUUUAGACCAGAGUGUCAAUGGCUUUGAUCAGAAGUAGUGCACUACUUUAGACCAGAGUUUCAAUGGCUUUGAUCAGAAGUAGUGCACUACUUUAGACCAGAGUGUCAAUGGCUUUGAUCAGAAGUAGUGCACUACUUUAGACCAGAGUGUCAAUAGGAAGUAGUGCACUACUUUAGACCAGAGUGUCAAUCGGAAGUAGUGCACUACUUUAGACCAGAGUGUCAAUAGGAAGUAGUGCACUACACAGGGAACAGGGCACCAUUUGAGACGCUAGAACCAAAACAUAGUUACACGGUGUUAGAAGUGUAGAAUAAACAACACAGAAAUCCUUUUGGCAUGAGGAUAAAAGCCCAGCCCUUUUUAAACCAGAGAGGAGUGUAAUUAAGGCAGUAACUGUCCUUCAUCAAAUUAUAUUAUUACAUAAACAACCA
This is a messenger RNA of Oncorhynchus kisutch (coho salmon), 2839 nucleotides long. Its product is annotated as glyoxylate reductase/hydroxypyruvate reductase-like. NCBI's taxonomy places the organism in Eukaryota, Metazoa, Chordata, Actinopteri, Salmoniformes, Salmonidae. Gene Ontology annotation, cellular component: cytosol. The transcript is spliced from 8 exons. Bases 160 to 906 code for a protein of 248 amino acids. Gene Ontology annotation, molecular function: NAD binding; glyoxylate reductase (NADPH) activity; hydroxypyruvate reductase (NADH) activity. The record is from RefSeq and is a predicted model, not a curated record.